UCAUUUUAGAAUGUUUCGCUUGACGUCAUAAUCUGUACGUUAGACGCAUUUCAGCGUUUAUUUUAGCGUGAUAUUUAUUGUUAAAGCUUUCUGAGUACGGCUUCAGCUUCCUUUUCAGCAUAAGAAGUGUUUCGUUUAUUUGCGCUCAGAUUUUAACAUGUCGUUACGUAGACAGUGGUCAUUCACAAUGCUGUCCUUGGAUGUGAUGAUUUUUGCCCUAUUGGUCUGGGCAACACAGCGGAUUGUUGCCUUCGACGCCUGUAAAAAGUCCGACGAAACCUGUAGUGCAAACCACAAUGAUUAUUCUGACUUUGUUGGACGCUACACAUUCCCAACAACUCCGAUUAGGGCCGUCGAAUGUAGAAGCGAAGAAGCCAUAGCAGAAAUGACUAAGGGGGUUCCAAUUGUUUUGAAGAACUGUCAUUUUGGUGAGAUCACACAGGGGUGGACAUUUGAAUAUUUGAAACAAAAUUUACUGUCACCUAAUCUCACAGUUUACAAGUCCCCAACAAGAAGAUUCUUAUUUUACAAUCGUGAGAACUCCAGGGAAAUUAUAGAAAAUAUAACAUGGAGUCCGCCACAUAAUGUGACUGAGAUGAGUUUUUUACAGUUCCUCAAUCAGAUUGACGAGCUUGAAAAAGCUGGAAAUGGCACAAAAGCAUAUUUGCAGAGCAGCCUUGAAAAGGAAUCUCUAAAUUCAGACAUGCAGGAUGAUGUGUUGAUGUUUAAUACGAAGUGGUUGAAAGAUAUGAAAGAGAAACUGUCAUGGGGUAGACUUGAUGUUAAUCUUUUCCUUAUUGGUAUGGGCGGAGUCGUAACACCCGCCCAUUACGAUAUUAUGGAGAACCUAUUUCUGCAGAUUCAUGGUAAAAAGCGAUGUAUUUUGUUCAGUCCAGAAAAUUACAAGUUCCUGUAUCCUUAUCCUGUUUAUCAUCCUCAUGAUCGUCAGACACAGGUGAAUUUCGAUUUUCCUGACUUUAAAAAGUUUCCAAAAUUCCGCAACAUCACUGGUGUUGAUGCUGUCGUUGGACCCGGUGAUGUCUUGUACAUUCCAAACUACUGGUGGCAUUACAUUGAGUCAGAGAGCGACAGAACCAUAUCUAUGAAUUUCUGGUACUUGCCAAAAGAUGCUGAAGAUGAGUUAGUGGAGGAUGCUAAAAUAGCUGCAGAAGAAGAACAAGUUGAGAGCAUUGGUAGCGAAAAAGAACCUAAUGGGAAAUCUGGGGAACAAGGGAAAGAAGACAAAAGUGAAAUAGAAGAUAAGGAAGAGAAAAUGGAAGAAGAGGGUGAAAAACAGUUCAAUAAAACGAGACCUGAUGCAUAUACUGCAGGAGAGUUGAUUGGGCUAUCGCGAGAUAUCGAGGCCAUGGUUGGAGAGGCGCUAAAUGAUGUCAAAAAGGUGGGUGCAUUUUUAAAAGAGUUGGUUGAUGGACGCUUUGACCACGUUUGAAACAAGACAACGAUACAGUUCCGGCUGUUAUCAUGCAGUUAGUAAAGAAAAUGCGUUAAAUAUGAAUUGCGUUUUAGUAUGCACCUUUACUCCAAUGAAACAAAAAGUGGUGUACUAGUACUGGAUUACUUUUUAUCAUUAUCGUGCAAAUGGUUGGUCGCCAUGUUAUUUAAACGUCGCAUUUUUGUCGCGUCGAAUGCAAUUCUAACACUAGAUAAUGAGAUGAUAAACCUCAUUGAGUUCAGUUACAUAUAUUCUCAUCUCCAAUAGGAGUGGCUCAUCAUCUCAUAUAUUGUGUCAAUUGCGUCGCGACCAAAAUGCGACGUAUAACUAGGCUAUAACUAAAGGCGUACAUUGUACAUAGAAGUAUCUUUUCAUGUAAUUUAUUAUAUGAUACUAUUGGUGUAAUUUACACCUCACAUUCCUUCCGUUAGUAUUUGAAUAUUUAUUAAAUGUGCGCGGGAAUGAAGGUCCUGUUACACGGUGCAAUUUUUCAUGGAACACGUCUCGCAAUGGCUUUGCGACGAAAGAUGUUGAAGAUCAUGCAUUUGGAUCACCAGGAGAGAAAAAUUUAAAAAUUUGAUUGCUCUAUAGAUCUAAUGCAGAGAUAUCCUUCAAAGAAUAAUUACUGACUUCGUUUUACAUGGGUUUGAAAAUGGUCGUAGCUAACAAUAGCUCAUGUGCUGAAAUUUGUAAACAGUUACGGAAAAUCU
This is a messenger RNA of Dendronephthya gigantea, 2163 nucleotides long. RefSeq names its product hypoxia-inducible factor 1-alpha inhibitor-like. Gene Ontology annotation, biological process: peptidyl-aspartic acid hydroxylation; negative regulation of Notch signaling pathway. Gene Ontology annotation, molecular function: peptidyl-histidine dioxygenase activity; ankyrin repeat binding; [protein]-asparagine 3-dioxygenase activity. Gene Ontology annotation, cellular component: cytoplasm; nucleus. The record is from RefSeq and is a predicted model, not a curated record. NCBI's taxonomy places the organism in Eukaryota, Metazoa, Cnidaria, Anthozoa, Malacalcyonacea, Nephtheidae. Bases 158 to 1450 code for a protein of 430 amino acids. The transcript has 7 exons.